Molecule: messenger RNA, 3043 nt
Organism: Exaiptasia diaphana
Lineage: Eukaryota; Metazoa; Cnidaria; Anthozoa; Actiniaria; Aiptasiidae
Product: rhophilin-2-B
Exons: 19
Coding region: 91-2103 (670 amino acids)
Biological process (GO): signal transduction; negative regulation of stress fiber assembly
Molecular function (GO): protein binding
Source: RefSeq, a predicted model, not a curated record
UGUACGACUAGUCGUGAAAGAUUUCAAUAAUGAUGCACUUUUAGUGCAGGAUAGAAAACCUGCUUUUCCAAUGAUCGAACAGAGCAUAAGAUGGACAGAAAUGAUAAGAUUGAAAUGGAAGCCAUGGUCAAUAAGAAAGACGAUGGCGUUAAAGAACUGACACGCGCUCUGAAUGGAACCGAGUUCUCGUUCAGAAAAUCUGCACGCUGGAGACUUCAAACCAAGCGUCAGGAUUUGAAUCAGCAAAUUUAUAAACAAAUGAAACUUCGCGAUGGCGCCGAAAACUUACUGAAAGCUCUACGGCAAACCAAUGACCGUCGAAUCAAGAAAGCAGCAAAGAUGGAACUCAGCAAUGCCAGCUCACAGCUUGACCGUCUUAGAGAAGAACUUGAGGGCAUCAACUCUGCAUUUGAUGUGUACCAGUUUGAUGAGACCAUGGAAAACCAGAUACCUAUGGUAUCUUUAGGAUUAAGAGAAACUUCAGAAYUGAAAUUCAAGCUCCCAUUUAUGGAUUUCAUCAAAUCACACUACCAUGAAGAUCCUGAAGACUUUGAGAAUGAACUAGAAGAGUACAAAGAGUUACGAAUGGAUAUGUGUAAUCCAAGCCGAGAUGAAAAAGGCUGUCAGAAGCUGCAUCAAUACUUCAAUCAGCUAUAUUUCAUUGAAAAGAAGUUCUUCUCCAAAAAAGGAUCAAUGCCAGUUUACUUUCAGUGGUAUGAUGCUCUCACAGGACUUCCAAAGGUUCAAAGAUCUGUUGCUUUUGAAAAGGCCAGUGUGUUGUUCAACAUUGGAGCCUUAUGGUCUCAAAUAGCCACAAAGCAGGACAGAAGCACUGAAGAAGGAGUCAAGAUUGCAUUUUAUUCCUUUCAGAAAGCAGCAGGUUUAUUUGCUUAUACUAAAGACAACUUUGUGAACUCACCCAGUGUUGACAUGACUCAGGACACAUUAGAAGCCUUGGCAGAUCUUAUGCUGGUCCAAGCACAAGCUUGCUUGUGGGAGAGAAAACUGCAAACGCAAACUCAUAAGAUUCAAGAAGAUUUUGAAGAGAGCAUUAAAGCAGGACAAGAAUGUGCUGAGAUCUGUCAGGGAUAUAACAAAGUGUUUUUAUUAAUGAACACUGGAAUUUGCAUGGAUGCCAUACCAAUCGCUUGGAGAAAUAUGGUUAAGAUCAUGUAUCUGUAUUAUAAAUCCCUUUCUCACUACUACACAGCAGUUGGACUUUUGCAGUGUCAUUCUUUGCCAAACUGUGAGCCAUUGUUGCUUGACAUGAUUCCAUCAUUGUAUGCUCCACAAGCCUCCAGUACAAAUGUAUUACAGAAGCACGCUAAAGCACAUCUACACACUGCCUUGCGUAACCAUGAAGAUGCAGCAAGAGCAAAGCAAGUUUGUAGCUACUGCAGGAAAAUGGGUUCUUUACAAAAGGUUUUGGCAGAGUCUCGUAACCAGUUAAUGAAACAGUUUAUUUCGAUGGAGGAAGAAGAUGACUUUGAUGACCCUAUGUCACCCACCCCUGUAAAAGCUUAUGUUCAACAGAAAGCUGAACCAGUUCCCCCAGAUUUUAGUGAUACAACAGUAGAAGACCUUUUCCAUAGAUUGGGUCCAGUUCAUGUCUUCAAUGCAGACUCAAACCUAAGCAGGACAAGAACCAUCACAGUCAAAAGAAAGCAUGGUAGUUUUGGUUUCAGUGUGAUUGGUUCAGCUCCAGUUAUUGUACAGUGUGCUGAGGAGCAUGGUGCAUCUUGGGAUGCUGGAUUACAAGUUGGUGAUAUCAUUACUGGUGUUGAUGGUGCUGAUGUUAAAUGGGACGAACACACAGAUGUUGUUGCARUCAUUAGAGACAAAGCAGAAACUGUCACAUUAGACAUAAAAACUCCUUAUUCAUUAAAAGAAAUUGCAACUCAUUGUAAUCUGAGAGUCAUCAAAAGCGACAGCUCUUUGUCAACUAAUGACAAGAUGUCCAUCAGUAGUGAUGGAUCAACAUCAUCAUCAUUGAAUCCAAGUAUAAGCGAUGGAGGUUCAAACGACUCAGAAGGCAGCAAUCCAAUAAGACAACGCCGCAGAAGGCCUAUUUUUAGAUAUAGUAGUGACCCUUUUGUAAGAUAAAACAACUAAAACAGCUUCAAUGGAAACUUUUUGUAUAAAUGUGUAAUCACAGAGUGGUAUCUUAAACCAAAAGCCAAAAUAACCCCAUGGGUCUGGAAUUAMGAGCUGACAAAGUCAGUAGUCAAUUACAGCAGGAAUUUCUUUCAGUCAUUUAUUAUUUUUCAUUUUGGAAUUUUUAUUUUGUUAUUUCUAUUUUAUUAUGUCACUGUAGAAUAGUGUAGUUCUGACUAUUUUGAGUUUUUUUUCAUGUACAAAUACUUUAUAUAAUUAUGAAUGAGCUCUACUUCUUUUGGAAUGCUACCGAUGCUAUUAACCAUUAUAUUGUACAAAUAUACAUUACUAUCAUCAUAUUAGGUCAGGAUUCCCAUGGCAUCAUUAUUUAUAUAAUUUAUCAUCAAAAAUGUAUAGUUCUUUUAUAAAGUAUAUUUUAUGAGUGAAAAUGCAGUGCUUUAACUUGUGUUUUCUCUUGCAAUGUCAGAGUGAAAGCAUUUAAUCAGUGAAAUUAUACAAAAUUGCAUAAAUUAGCACCAAGUCUGUAAAAACAUCCUGUGAAUUACCUUGUACUAAACUGCACAAAACAGUACAAAGAGUUUAGUACUGAUUAUCUGCAUUCACUCUAAGCAUUGUGGUUAAACUUCUCUUUUCUAAGAUUCAGUAGAAAAUUAGAAUCCAAAUUUAUUAUUAAAGGAGUGAAACCACUGAACAAAAGCCUUUCACAAUAAUAAAUUUAAAUACCAAUUGAAUGUGCUAAAACACAAGGAGAAUGUGGUGAGAAUGUGCUUCUCUUAUAAUACCAUAAGCACUGAUGAAAUUGGUUUAAAUAGUUAAGCAUUACAUUUUAUAAAGAAAUCUAAUUUCAGAUAAAGCAAAAUAAUAGUAUUGUGAUAAACCAUAAGUUAUAUAAUUAGCAAUUAAUAAAAUUAUAUUAUUUUUGCACAUA